Messenger RNA from Zerene cesonia (dogface butterfly), 1525 nucleotides. RefSeq names its product ras-related and estrogen-regulated growth inhibitor-like protein. The transcript has 6 exons. Lineage: Eukaryota; Metazoa; Arthropoda; Insecta; Lepidoptera; Pieridae. The record is from RefSeq and is a predicted model, not a curated record. Gene Ontology annotation, molecular function: GTPase activity; GTP binding. Bases 190 to 825 code for a protein of 211 amino acids.
UCAUUUUGUCAAUGCAGUGCAGUCGCUCACUAGCAGGUGCGUUGUGCGCGCGUGCGUCCGCCAUCUUUCAAAACAGCUGAUUUCCCGCCAACACGUCGGUUGAGAUUAAGAAGAAGAUACAUUUUUAACGCGUACAAAAUUAUUGAAUGAUUUAUUGACUGCUAAAUUGAGUGUUGUGAUAUCAGGCCGAUGAAGAUGACUGUUAAUCGAAUAAGAGUCGUGGUGCUUGGGAGCGCAAGGAGCGGUAAAUCUGCUGUCGUGGUGCGGUAUCUAACGAAGCGGUAUAUUGGGGAAUACAGUUCAACUGGCGAUUUUCUUUACCAACAUCGCGCGACGUUUGACGGCGCGUCUUCGGAAGUUGAAGUUCUAGACACAUGUGGAUGUGCGAAACGAGGCUGCUUAGCGGAGCACCUCCGAUGGGGCGACGCGUUCGCAAUCGUGUAUUCAGUGUGUGACAGACGUUCGUUCUUGGCGGCGUCUGAGUUGCUGGCGUUACUGGAACGGACGAGGUUGCCUGGCUGCACUGCUAUCACUCUGUUGGGCAACAAACGGGACUUGGAACAUGCUAGAGCAGUGAAAACCGAGGAGGGACAGGAGUUAUCGCUUCAAUUUGGGUGCCAAUUCUAUGAGGUAUCUGCGGCGGAGUCAUCUGCUGGGGCUGCGCUCGCAUUCCAAGCGCUUUUGCGGGAAGCGCGCUCUCUCGCGUUGCUUCUUCCGACACCGAGACGAAAACUUGCUGCCUAUUCUGUUUCCAAGGUAAUAGGCACAAUCUUAGGUUUGAGCAAUAAGAGUGUACGAAAGAAACGACCAUCGCUUAGCAUAUGAUCUGGAUGUCUGUCUGACUGGCUUUUGUUUACUCCAAGACGGAGUUUAUUUUUGCUCUGCAAAUGCUUUUAAGGAGUUUAGCCGCCAAGGUCGAAAGGACUGAAGCGUACUGUGGGCUCUGAGAUGGCGAGGCCCGGUUGUUUUCCAGACGGGCUAGCUAUAAGCUAUCGUGCAGUGGUAUAUUGUUGGACAAAUUUGCGAGCUUUUCGCCUUUGUUACAUUUGUAAUCCAUAGGACGUUUUUUGUAUUCAUGUUCCUGAGCGGUCCCUUAUGUUUAUGUAUAUAAAAGAGUUUUUUGUUAUAAAGUAUUAUGUACCUAAAUGGACAAUACUUGGUGACAUGAAUAUUUUUAUACAAAUGUUUGUAAAGCAGUUGUCUUAAUUUGCUGUUUUUUACUAUUUUCACUAUGAUUACCCGCUUUUUAAGUACAUAUUGUUAAUGUAGAAAUCGUCAAGGGUACUUUUAUGACUUUAUCAGUAAAUAUAUAACAUAUUUUUAUUAAUAAUAAGUUGAACCCACCUGUGUGAUAAUAUUAAAUAUUAUUUAAAGACUGUAAUUUGAAUCGAGGACCAUUUGAGGUGCAAUUUUUGUAGUGUAAUGUUAUUAUACCUACUCCACUAUUAUAUUAAUAGCGUCGUUAAUUUACUAUGAAAUUUGUAACAUUGUGUAUUAUAUGUAAUAAAAUGUUUGAUAAAAAUAA